This is a messenger RNA of Pelobates cultripes (western spadefoot toad), 7378 nucleotides long. NCBI's taxonomy places the organism in Eukaryota, Metazoa, Chordata, Amphibia, Anura, Pelobatidae. The record is from the annotation of a GenBank genome assembly.
CAGUAGGCCAUUAAAAGCGGAGUGGAAGAAUUGAUGCAGUUUUCUCCCCCCCCCCCCAAUGCCUUGUUAAGAGAAUCAUUCAUGUCCUCCCCAAAGGCUGCCUCUCAUUAGCAUGAGCCUGGGGAGGGCAGAACAAGCAAACUACAGGCAUUCUGGUACAGACAUAUCUCAGCUAAAAUGAUCACAGCAGCUGUGUGGAUUCUACUGUCUACAGCGUUAUCCCAAAAUACUUCUGGAAGGACAGGUAAGCGAUCCAUUGAACAGGUUAACUUACAGCUAAGAGAUCACUAGGCUUCCAUUUAUUACAUCUGUCCGUAUGAUAUUUAUUCACCCAGUGUGCUAACUAAACAAAAAUAUAGGCAACCUUUGAGCAGAAACAGCUAUUUCUCUCUCUUUUUUUUUUUUUUAAAUAUGCUAAAUAAAAUAAAAAACAUGACUUUUGAACUUAGUAUUUGACUCAAAGCUUUAGCUAAAAAGAAAUUGCUUUACAUAGCAAAAACGCUUUACUUUAUUAAAUGAUUACAAACAAUGAACACUAUUAAAAUAUAAUAUGUGAGAUAACGCACAUUUUUUAAAAUUAUUAUAAUCUUUAUUUAUAAGAAAUACAUAUAACACAUAGAAACAUCAUUCAUUACACAGAUUUUUAUGGUAUUGGCGUGCAAAUUUAAAAUUUGUACGAGUUUAUUGAAAAAAGCUGUGAAAUGUAGAAAACUGCAAAGGGAGUUGAAAAUUUAUGCCAAAUUAGACAAAUUAAAAAAAAAAUUACAAUGCGGCUAUAGUUUCAGAUUUUUUAGCAAAGAAAUGUUUGUUUAUUCCAGUCCUGCAAUUUGAUUUUCAAUUCACUGUUAAGGAAAUAAUUAAAUACUUUUCAGAGGGGAGAGAAGUCUGAUAUGAAAACAUGGCCAAAUAAUGAUGUGAUAAAAUAUUACUAUGAAAUUAAAUAUAAUAAAAAAUAUAUAAGAAGCUUACUUUUUAAGGUUUUUUGGGUUUUUUUGUGCGCAAAUCUUCAUACAUUACAUCAUUAGCUUUGAGCUAUGCCAGCAAGUAACUUGAUUAAUUAAGAACUUCUUAUUCUGACAAUUGAAGCAGAAUUCUUAACCCAGCAGUGCGAGUGUUAAAAUGCAGAUAUAGCACUAAAUGCGUCUCUCUGCAGAGAUUGGAUAUAUAACAGUCACUAGCAUUGAUGAGAACUCACUUACCAGAAAUCUCUCAGGUUUGUAAGGGUGCAAUAAGGAAGCUGUACACAGGUACAAUAACCAUCAAGAAGCAAGUAUUUUCGGACGUGGAGGUGAAACAGAGGAGGUGGGGUUUAAGAUAAAUAAUGUUGCAAAACAUUUUUAUUCUUCCAAAAACUUAAACGUGCAAAAGUAAUACAGGUAGGCCAAAAAGCUAUAAAAUGCAUCAAUGUUGUAUUGAUGCCUGAAGUGUCCACAUAAAUAUUUAUUUAUCCCAUACACGGACCACUACCAAUACUGAUGGAAGGCGAGUCCAUGUACACACUACUCUCCAACGCAUGUCCGAUAUAUCUUGAAUUUUUUAAAAUAUCUAUAAUUGUGCUGAAAUGUGAUUUUCUGUACCCACUACACUGAUUCACAUUCCAUUCAACUCGUUCCUAUUGUACGAUUUUUAAAAUUAUUUUAUUUAAAACUCUAUAUUGUAGUAAUAAGGGUAUACAGAUAAAUCAUACGUAGAGAUUGAGUAUAUUGGUGUAGUUAUGUAGUUAUGAUGGACAAAAAAGUUACAUGCACCCAGUGUAGACAAUUUUGAAAAUAGUUUGCCCCUUGAGUCCAGAUGAAGGCAAAUUGUUAUCUGGGAUUGGGAAGACUUAACAAGGGUAUCAAGAAAUUUUGUUUAAAACAAAAUGCCACUUUGGAAAAAUGUUCCAAAAUGUGUUAUUUUUCCAGUUUGGCCAUUUGAAUCUAAAACAUGCAAUUGUUGAGUUACAGCUCUUAGAUGCGAGGGGCCUAGCUUUGCAAGUAAAAUGUGGGGUACAAUUGAUCAACCCCAUGAUAAAGGCCUUAAAUAUUGUUCUCAGAGUUAGUUAGCAGAAGCAGUAAGUGUAGCAAUGUUCAUUAUACUUCUAUAUCGCCUUUUGCCAAUUCAGCUGGUAUUGUAGGCUGAAUUUUAACUAUUGACAAGUUAGACCUUAUCAGCUGAAUUUGGCACCCAGAUUUUAUAAGAGAAAUUAAAUGUCACUCGGUUGUCACGUAUAGGCCUCGUUUAAUUUUUUUUUUUUUUUAUAAGUUUUUAAAACAAUUUUGUUUUUCAAAAUAUUAAACUGUCAAAAAAUAUACCAUGUAUAAAAAACAUAUCACUAUAUUAAAAAAAAUCUAUAUUUUUUUUAAAAAUAGGACAUAAUUUUUAAAGGUUAUUGAAAUAUCUAAAAUAUUUUGAAAACCUUGUCCAGAAAUAUAAAAUCGAGGCCGUAGUCUGUUCCAGGAGUUCCAAGCAUUUUUAAAAGUUAAGGUUAAAAAUAAAAGUGAUUUGGGAGAAUUUGUUUAAAUUUGUGCUAUUUUAGUCUAAAAUUUGAAAAUUACACUGGAUUCCAGAGAUUACACGUUUUAGUGGAUUUAGUGUAGAGAAAAGGUAACUCAAAACUGGACACAGCAAACAAAACAGUAAUUAAUAUUAUGUACUUUGCAAGAGGCUGGUGUUACAGUUUCCUCGGUGAAAGGCCUCUAGCCAUGAGAACUACAAAUAGAAAUGAUUCUCUUUAAACACAGCAAAACAGAUGCCAACACAAUGGCCGACAUAAACAUGGCUUUCUUAGAAAAGAGGUAUAAAAUGCAGCUCCCGCAUGGGUUAACACCAGACUGUCUCAAACAUCGUCAAUGCCAGACCAUCCAUCCAUGGAUGAGAAUGGAGCAGUGGGCAAAAAGAGGGGCAUGUUUAUAAAGAUCCCAUUCUCUGCUGGUGAGAAUGCUAAGGAAUUGCAAAUUCUAGAUGUCGGUGCUAUUGAGGCAUCCCGCUGAGCGCACAGACUAAUUGUUAUUCUGAAGCUGCAGAGACGUAGGGGGUUAGGAAACCAAAUUUGCAUUCUACAAACAAUUUGGAUUUUUUUUUUUCCCCUCUCCUGUUUUUACACCUCAGUUAACUCUUUGCAGUAAACUUUUCGAUGCACUUGAACCCAGAUAAAUAACACUUCAUUUAAACCAAAUGUAGGAAUUUAACAGAAUCGUCACAAGUUGUUUCGGGGGGUUUUAAAUGUCACACCAGACAAUGUUUGGGGUGUAUUUAUUGAGUUUGGAAUUGUAGUGAUCAGAAACGUUUAGGUCAUAAUGUCGAAGAUGGAGAAAUAAAUAUGCAACUAUUUUUCCAGCUUUUACUUUUUUUUAGCCUUAGCCAUGCAUUUCCCUUUUUACCUGCUGUGUUGUCUAUUCAAUGGCUUUUUACGUUAUUACACACUACGUUUGUACUUUACAAAAAAGUGUAACAAUAUCAAUCUGUAUUCUAGAGGUAGCUCGGUGUUUUUACCAGUUAAAGUGACAGACAGAUUGUGAAAAUCAUGUCUUGCCAUUCCCUAUACAGUGAUGUUUGACACCCUGGACAAUGUGUUAGAAAGCACAUUUCUAAGCAGAAAGGUUCCAAAACUAUGAUUUUGUUCUUGAGCGGAUCAUAGAUGUUCCCAGAAUUAAUGGAGCGGAUAGUUUUUAGCUUGGAUACUUAGAAGGAACGCUAGAUGGAGAGUAGCAUGAUUUGGUUCCUGUUUAAUUGUGUUUUUUAUACACAGGAUAAAAAGGGAUUUGUUUAUUGAACUCUGAAUUAGCGCAUUAACAUCAGAAUUGCAAAAAUAAGGCAAAUACGGAGGAUUUGGAGAGGUUUUCUAACCUGGCUAUAAUUAUUGUUUGGCUUUUUAUACUAAGAUUUACCGGUGAAUGUCGGUUAGCUACAGUUCAGAAACUAGCGAAUAAAACCCACAACUUUUUCUAAACCAUCCCUUGUGUCCUUUUAUUUUCUUGUAGAUCUUUCGCAACCUAAUAAAAGUCCUUUGUUACUAUUACCGCCUGCUUGGAAUGACACAACGUCGAGCCAUGAGCCCGACUUGUCCCUUGAAAUAUUCAGACAACGGAAUCAGGAUAGAUACGCUGGCCGCCAUCUUUUAUUCGCCAAUCAACAGCGGCAGACGCACAAUGGGAAAGUUGUGGUCCAACCAGAUAAAAAAACUAAAGUAAAAAAUUGCCUCGACAAUAACACAGGGCUGAGGAAACCAAAACUACGCCGCAACUGUGCGUCACCCACAGCUACUGGCGUGGAGGCGCCUCUCUCUCCGCCAAAUGUCUAUGUAAAUUCACAAAAAUUGUCACAGGACCAGAGCAAAAGUGAGGUUUCUGCAGAUUCCUUUAAUUUUCACCAAAUAAACUCACGUCAAGAUAAAAUACUGAGUGAUCCACAGGACAUGUUCACCGGUGGUGUGACCAACGCAUAUAACAUAUUAGAUCACGAUAGUAACCGUCCGAGUAAAAUCAACCAGCAAAGAACUGGUGAAGGCUUCCGGAACUACACAAAGCAAUCAUGGAUAACUAAUCGGCAUCCGUCUAGCCUCCUUUACCAAUUCAGUCCAUUUAAAAAAGGUAAAUUUUUCUUACUUAUAAAAAUACAAAACAAAAACAUUUAGGGGAAGUGACCGCAUACAGACAUUUUUUUUAUAUUAUGAUGGCAUUUCUGGAAAUAUACAUUCACACAAAUGCAAACAGGUACUUUAAAAGUAUCCACAAUUGUAUAUGAGAAAAAUGGUAUUCCUGCUUCGAGAUUAAUGUCUCAGACCCUGUCUCCGUUUCAGGAGGUUAAUAUUAUUAUUGUCAUUUAUAUAGCACCAACAGAUUCUGUAGCGCUUUACAAUAUUUUGAGAGUGGGGAUCUAACUAUAAAUAGGACAAUUACAAAAAACUUACAGGAACGAUAGGUUGAAGAUAUAGCUCCAUUAUUGCACUGAUAUAAUAUUGCAUUUUGACAGACCUAUUUUAACAGAUCAUUUUAUGCAAUUGCACAUUUAUCAAGCAAAUUAAGUGCCACAGUUGUAAUUCUGCAACAAACUACUUCUACAGUGAUUGGAGAUCCUGUGAAAUAAAAUUUAAUUCUACGUAACAAUAAAAGAAACAAACAAACACAUUCUCAACUUCAAGAGGUAUUCAUCAUCAAUAUAUCUGCAGUGGAAAACACGCAAUGUGUUUUCUUGAACACGGACAUCAUCUAGCGUGGCACAAGUUGGGGGUAUCACUGCCAGUGACAUAAUCCUGCAACAAUCUAUAAAAAAAAAAUAUCAAUCAUCACCUCUGAUGGUAUUUUAUCUACAGGUGGGGUAGUCAGUGGAAUGGUCAUUUGAUCGACACAAAUUUCUGAAGAUACAAGAACCAGCUAUUUUUUUAAGUUCAGUUAGUUUGACCCAUAUUUUGAUAUUCACUUUUAAAGGGACACUAUAGUCACCUGAAUAACUUUAGCUUAAUGAAGUAGUUUUGGUGUAUAGAACAUGCCCCUGCAGCCUCACUGCUCAAUCCUCUGCCAUUUAGGAGUUAAAUCCCUUUGUUUAUGAACCCUAGUCACACCUCCCUGCAUGUGACUUGCACAGCCUUCCAUAAACACUUCCUGUAAAGAGAGCCCUAUUUAGGCUUUCUUUAUUGCAAGUUCUGUUUAAUUAAGAUUUUCUUAUCCCCUGCUAUGUUAAUAGCUUGCUAGACCCUGCAAGAGCCUCCUGUAUGUGAUUAAAGUUCAAUUUAGAGAUUGAGAUACAAUUAUUUAAGGUAAAUUACAUCUGUUUGAAAGUGAAACCAGUUUUUUUUUUCAUGCAGGCUCUGUCAAUCAUAACCAGGGGAGGUGUGGCUAGGGCUGCAUAAACAGAAACAAAGUGAUUUAACUCCUAAAUGACAGUGAAAUUGCAGGGGAAUGAUCUAUACACUAAAACUGCUUUAUUUAGCUAAAGUAAUUUAGGUGACUAUAAUGUUCCUUUAAUUCCAGGAAAUCCAAAUUUAGCAAAUAAUCCUGCUAGUCUGGUGGGUUUCAAUAAAAAGUUCUUUAAAACAAAAUAUUAUAUAUCCGUUAUAUAGGAUCCGAAAGUAAAGAGAAAAUAUGUCUGAAUGAAUGUCACAAGGAGAAGGAUGAAAGAGACUCUUAUUGUAACAGUGAUUUCGGUAAGUACGUCUUGUCUUAUCAUACAAUAUAUAGAAAGAUGUAGAUAGAAUACACAGACAGCAGAUCAGUGCUUCUUGCACCAUAGGUUACGUUGGGAUAAGUCACAAAAAGGGGUCGACACAUAAUGUUAUUGUUUCACCACUGGAACAAACAGGGACAUCAUAUGCAGGCCCUGGCAACUUCCCAAAUAUAUACUGUAGCAGUACUGCGUUACAAUUCAGUGCAGACUCCCCUGACACUGGCGGAGAAUCCAAUGAGCUAAUGAGAUGUACAUAAUUGGGUUGCCUGUCAAAUGGUUAAGAAUCAUUGCGAUAGACAAACAGACAUAGACGGACAGAUCAACAGACAAUCUCAUCGAUUCUCUUGUGGGCCAAAAGUGUUAAAACAUGAUAAAACAUAGUAAAUCAUUAGCCAAAGUUUUUUCACUCAAGACAGCUCAGUAUGAGGUUCUAGAUUAUUCAUGGUCCAACAGGCAUGGAGGAUUCAUAUUAAUCCAGUGUAGACAACCACAGAACUCUAAAUCAGGGGUGUCCAAAAGGUAGACCCCCAGAUGUUGUAGAACUACAACUCCCAUGAUGCUUUGCAUGACAUUAGAAUGCUUUAAAAUGACAAAGAAUCAUGCCUUUUGGGCACCCCUGCUCUAGAUUAUUCCAGUAAGAUCUGGAAGUCAGAUGUUGGGUUCUAUAUUAUUCCACGGUAGAGGUUUAGAGUUCAUUGAUAUUCCUGCAAAAGUUAGAUCCAGGUUGUAGAUGAGUUUGGGAUAGACCAUUCUAUAAUCAGUUCUACACAAAUCCAGUUUAGAAAGAAAGCUGCUUGGCUCAUAUUAAUUUUUCUCCUUGUGAAAUUACGUCAGCUUAACCGUGGCGUGUUAGGAUGAUGUUUAAUAGUGCUUUAUAUUUGGUUAUAAAUAUAUUAACAUCUUCAUAGCGGUCAAUGGAAUAGUUCACAACGUGGAAACACUCAGCAAAGGGACACACCUUCUGACACUUCUCGUGAACAGCGCAGGGCUGUACAAGAUGAAUCGGCUCUAUAUAACUCCUGACGGGUUCUUCUUUAGAAUAAAGAUUUUGGCUGUGGAUACAUUAAGAUGCCAUAAACCCUGCCUUGACUUCAAACUAGGUAAGCAAAUAUUUUUUAAAAACCGUACAGAGACUGCAGUGAGCAUUUAAAUAUAUAUAUAAAAAAAUACCUUAACCUAUUCAGAGAUAAUCAUAAAAAUAAUUAAAGGACCACUAUAGGCACCCAGACCACUU